This is a messenger RNA of Pipistrellus kuhlii (Kuhl's pipistrelle), 1277 nucleotides long. It is a transcript of the gene CCDC194, whose product is annotated as coiled-coil domain containing 194. The transcript is spliced from 4 exons. NCBI's taxonomy places the organism in Eukaryota, Metazoa, Chordata, Mammalia, Chiroptera, Vespertilionidae. The record is from RefSeq and is a predicted model, not a curated record. Bases 550 to 1275 code for a protein of 241 amino acids.
UGGAGGAGGAGGAGAUUUGAUACUGAGAUUUGUGAACUGGCCUGGAUCUGAUUCACGUUGUAAGAUCGCCCCCUGGCGACCCAGUGGAGAAUAAGCAGGGCGAUGUGGCCUGUCCACCCUCGCAUCUAUAAUAUCUUCCCUCGGGCCCUCAGAGUUGGUCAAAGAACCUACGACAGCCUGACCCGGUCAGUCGAGCAGCCUUUAGUCUUACAGCCCAGUUUCUCCUGGAGCAGAAUGGGGACAAUAUGCCCCUGGCACCUUGCCAAGGACCCCUGUGCCUGGAUGUGCCCAAGUGAUGGUCACUGAGGACCUCCUGCCAUUCCCACUUCACCGAGGGGCAAACUGAAGCUCGGAGAAGAGCGCGCAGAGGCAGAGGCAGGGCUGGAGUGCAGGACCCCAGGCCUGGCCUGGCUCCUGGGGAGGACCCAACCCCUCCCAAAGGAUUGGGGAAACACGCCCUGGCUGGGCGGACCCGUGGGUGUCCCUGGCGCCCUAAGGUGCCAAUUAAAUGCCCGUGGCCGUCUCCAGGCCUGAGCCGUGGACAGCAGCAUGGCCGAGCCUGGGCCGGAGCCGGGGUACGCUUGGCGAGUGCUCGCCCUGUGCGGGGCUGCCGUGUUCCUGGCUGCGGCUGCAGCCGGGGCGGCCCUGCUGGCCUGGAAUCUGGCCGCCGCCUCCAGGGGCUCUCGCUGCCCGGAGCUGGAGCUGGGAGUCAACGCCACGGUGCCCCCCGGGGGGGACCCCACGCUGGAGGUCCAGGAGCUGCAGCGACAGCUGGCAGAGGCUGCGCUACGCGAGGACGCUCUGGCCAGGCAGCUGGAGCAGGCCCAGGGAGUCCAUCGGGAGCUGGAGGAGGCUCUCAGGGCCUGUGAGGGCCGACAGAGCCGGCUUCAGACCCAGCUGAAGACACUGAAGACUGAGGUGGAGGAGGCCAAGGCCCAGGGCACUCAGAUGGGCGCCGAGAACGGGGCGCUGGCAGAGGCCCUGGCGCGGCAGGAGGCGGCGGCCGCCGAGACCACCCGGCAGCUGGAGGAGGAGCGGCGGCGCGCACGCGCGGCCGAGGCGGAGGGCGGAGCCUGCGCGGCCCGGGAGGCGGCUCUGCGCGAGCGCGUCAAAGCCCUGGAAGCCGAGACGGACGCCCAGCGAAGACAGCCGCACCCCCGGCCCCGCUCGGGGUCCCGGCACCGGCCCAGCCCCCGCCCCCGGCCCAGCCCCCGCCCGCGCUCGCGCUCGCGCCCCACCCCCUCGGGGGGCUGCCGGCGGCGCGCGCGCGGGUGAUC